AUGAGCGAUAGGCCCUUCGCAGAAGGAGGUGUAGUGCGUAACAAGUCUACAGAGGAAGUAGCAGAGAGCUACUUCAUGGACCUCAUAAGCAGGAGCAUGCUUUUGCCAUCCCAAAGAUCAAUUUGUGAUGGAAAAAGGAUUGGCUCCUGCCAAGUCCAUGAUCUCAAACGUGAAAUCGGCAUCUCAAAGUCGAUGGAAGGAAAUCUUGUUCUUAGAUUGGAGGAAGGUUGCAGCUUAAACACCCAGGGCACAGCACGCCACCUUUCUAUAAGCAGCAACUGGGAGAGAGAUCAGAGUGCAUUCGAGAGCAUAGUGGACAUGUCCCGUGUACGUUCAAUAACGGUGUUUGGAGAAUGGGCGCCAUUUUUCCUUUCUGACAAGAUGCGGCUUCUGCGAGUGCUGGACUUGGAAGACACGACAGGUCUAGUUAAUCAUCACCUUGAGCAUAUCGGGAAAUUUCUUCACCUAAGAUACCUUUCGCUAAGAGGAUGUGAAUCUAUCUGUCACCUGCCAGAUACAUUAGGUAACUUGAGGCAACUGGAGACACUAGAUAUCAGAGGUACCUCCAUUGUGAUGCUACCACAAACGAUCAUCAAGCUUCAGAAGCUACAACAUCUCCAUGCUGGAUUUCCAACAAAAGGAAAUUAUUUAUGUACAAGGCAUGUGUUGCACACUUAUGGCUUUAACCAGCUUGAUGCAUGCACUUCUUUAUGCUGUCGCGCCGCAACUCCUUGUGUCAUGAUGGACAAAGAUUAUGGUGGUGUUGUGUUGCCAGGAGGGACCAGGAAACUGAAAUCCCUGCACACAGUGAGGGGUGUACAUGUUUCAUGUGGAGAUGUUGUUAUACAGGAGAUUGGAAGACUCACUGGGCUACGCAAGUUAGGAGUGAUGGGAAUCAAUGAGAAAAAUAAUGUAAAGUUUUGUUCAGCCAUUUCCAAUCUUAGCCGCCUGGAGUCAUUGUCAGUGCAGUCAGACAAGGGAUGCCUAGAUGACAUUUCUUCGCCUCCGAAGAAUCUCCGGAGCCUCAAACUGGAGGGCCGCCUGGGCGUAUUGCCAGUGUGGAUCAAGAAGCUUCAGAAUCUUGUGAAGUUAAAGCUGAGCUUCACAACAUCCAGCCAGGUUGAGCAGGAUGUUGCUAUGGAAGUCCUGGGACAUCUACCAAAUCUAUCCAUUCUCCGAUUGUCGGGGUGUUCAUUCAAGGGUGGAGAGCUUCAUUUCCAAAAGGAUGCUUUCAGAAGCAUUGUGGCAUUUGAUGUCGAAGGCUUAGGGGGGAUCAAGUCGGUGAACUUUGACCAAGGAGCAAUGCCCGAACUCGAGCAGCUCAAGGUAACUGAUGCUUGUAAAAGAGGUGGAAUUGGGUUCUUUGGGCUGGAUAUCCUCGUGAGCAUCAAGGAAGUCUUGCUUAGUGUUCAUUUCAAGAUGGACCGUGCUGGAACGGAGUUAGAGAGGGAAGCACGGCUCAAGGAGCAGUUCCGGACCCAGCUUGCUAGAAAUCCAAAGAAACCCAUUCUAAAGAUGGAAUGAGCUAUGAAGCCUGAACUGUCAGCGAGUGACUCGGUAAUCAUGCUACUGGAGAUAUUUCCUGCUUUGUUUCCUCUUCCAACUUUUCCUGUAAAAAAUAAGGAUGGGUUAAGGCAUGGAUAUUAAUUUACAUGUGUUUAAUUAUUCAUGUAACUAGGAGCCUGAAGAAACCCAUGAAGAUGCAAUGAGCUAUGAAGUCCGCAUUCGACCAUGCCCGAGUUA
Molecule: messenger RNA, 1743 nt
Organism: Triticum aestivum (bread wheat)
Lineage: Eukaryota; Viridiplantae; Streptophyta; Magnoliopsida; Poales; Poaceae
Product: disease resistance protein PIK6-NP-like
Exons: 2
Coding region: 1-1524 (507 amino acids)
Biological process (GO): defense response to other organism
Source: RefSeq, a predicted model, not a curated record